GAAGAAACUUGUGGGUCGUGCGAUCGAACGAUUACAGCGCUGCGUUAUACCACGCAGACACAGCAACCACUCGCUCAGUAUUAUAGUGCGCUUGGAGCGUGAGCUCCGUCAGAACAUUUUCAGUCAUUAAGAUAACAAGCUAAGGCGAAUUAACAAUGGCAAUGGAGAUUCAAAUAUUGACUGCGAAGUCGUCGAAAUACUUGGCUAAUGUAAACGUAAAACCAAGUACAACGAUAAAAGAAAUUAAAGAAGAAUUGUUAAAAACAAUGAAAGCACCAUCCCUUGAAAGACAAUGCUUGCGACUUGAUGUUAAAGGAAAAGUUUUAUCAGAUUCAGAAACAUUACAAAGUUUAAACAUUACUGAUGGUACAAAGCUAUACUAUAAAGACCUUGGGCCUCAAAUAAGUUGGAAAACUGUAUUCCUAGUAGAAUAUGCUGGUCCAUUGUUCCUGUAUCUAUGGAUAUAUCAACGUCCAUGGAUCUUUUAUGGAAGUAUCGAUACAUCCAAAUAUGAUACAGCUGUCCAUGUGGCAGCCAUUUGUUGGGCAGUGCAUUAUGCGAAACGGCUUUACGAAACAUUAUUCGUGCAUCGUUUUAGCCAUGCAACAAUGCCAUUCCGCAAUCUUUUUAAAAACUGUUCGUACUAUUGGUUGUUUGCCAUGUAUGUGGCUUAUCAUGUAAAUCAUCCUUUGUAUACAGCACCAAGCUGUCUUAAGUUUUGUACUGGUCUGACAUUAUUUACACUAUGUGAACUGGGUAAUCUGAGCACUCAUUUAGCUCUAAGAAAUCUAAGACCACCAGGAACUACUGUCAGAAAGAUACCUGUAGCCACUGAUAAUCCUUUCACUGUACUGUUCAACUUUGUGUCCUGCCCAAACUAUACUUACGAAAUUGGUAGUUGGAUUGGUUUCACCAUCAUGACUUCGUGUCUUUCAGCUGCUGUGUUCACUGCUGCUGGUGCAUAUCAAAUGACUGUCUGGGCAUUAGGAAAGCACAAAGCAUAUAAGAAGGAAUUUUCCCAGUAUCCAAAAAGUCGGAAAGCUGUUUUCCCAUUUAUUUUGUAAAUGUAUCAUUAAUGUACAUACAUUCAUCUCAAUCUAGGGGCACGAUAUUGGUAAUUAUAACUAAUCGUGUUUCUAGAUUUCAUUUUGUUACCAAUAUUUUUAUUCUUUAAAUAAAUAAUGUACCACCGGAA
Colletes gigas is the source of this 1195-nucleotide messenger RNA. RefSeq names its product very-long-chain enoyl-CoA reductase (gene Sc2). The record is from RefSeq and is a predicted model, not a curated record. Bases 156 to 1064 code for a protein of 302 amino acids. Gene Ontology annotation, biological process: very long-chain fatty acid biosynthetic process. Lineage: Eukaryota; Metazoa; Arthropoda; Insecta; Hymenoptera; Colletidae. The transcript has 5 exons. Gene Ontology annotation, molecular function: protein binding; oxidoreductase activity, acting on the CH-CH group of donors.